UGGCGGGUGGGAUGUAAACAGCGAGGGAGGCCCGGACGCUGGGGUUUGGGGGACAUGGAGGCCGAGGCCCGGGGUCUGGCGGUGCUGUUGGACGCCGCCGACGAGUUGAGGGACUCGAAGGGCCUGACCCGGGCCAAAGCCCUGAGGUGUUUCCAGACCCUGGGCGGUGUGUCAGCCGACGGGGGGCAGCUGCGCCUGGCCGCUCUGUGCCAGGAGCCCGGCUCGGCCGUGUACUGCCGCAGGAGCGUGCCGUGUCAGGCCGGGAAGUUCGUCGAUUUCAUUUGGGAAACAACCGCGAACUCACACACCUCCCCAACCAGGCAACGACUUCUGGCUUUAAACAGUCGCAAUGACCUUGGGAUCUAUGAGCUUCAUGUCCAGGAUGGUGUUUGUGAUGUCACCAACUCUCACAGUUGCAAUGAAGAGGCCUUGAGGAAGCUGAUCAAAAGCAAAAACCUAAGUCUGCCAUUGUCGUUUGAAGUGAAGAUUCUGUCGUUUAAGGAUAGCAAGUCCUUCAUACUGCUGGACAGUUGUAUUCUACUUCAUGUGUUUUGGUUGGAGGGAACUUCAGAAGCAGAUGCUUUGGAUGGCUUUGGUCUGUGUCUACCUCAGCAGACUCCAGGGACAAUAACAGACGGACAGAUUUGCCAAGAAAUGCUCUUCUUGUUGGACAGCGCAGGCUGGAUCUACAUUUACAGCACUGUGGAUGGGAAGCAGCUGGGUAGUGUUCAUCUUGCAAUUUGCCAGUCUGGGUUCACUGAAGAGACAAAUGAGCUCUGUGAUCUCUCCAAUCUGACCAGACUGUGGGUAUCACACGAGCUGGAUGUGGUAGUAGUUGUGAACUGCUUUAACUGCGCCUUUUGUGUCGACUUGGAAAUCUAUUUCAGAAAACACCCUGAGCAUUUGAGGCGCGUGAGUAAAGCUUCUGUCAACUUGCCUUUGAAAGCGCCUGCUGGCAUUGAUGAGGAUGAGAUUGCCAGUUCUGUGUACAGCGAUAAAGUACUUAACCUACCAUUUCAGACAGACAGGUCAUGGAAGGCUCGGUUGGCAACUUUCUACAACCAGACUAAAGCACCGUCAGCAGAAGGCUUGCAGAACAGAUCCCCUUCCUCCUGGUAUAACCACCUCUCACCUCCAAACCCAAAUGACGUCCACCACCAUAUUGACUUUGCACAAUCUCAGCAGAAAGUGACCAAAGUUUUUGCACAAAGAGAAGAUGUGAAUAAAGGCCUCCUGGCAAAUGAAUUGAGAGGGGUGGUGCAGCUUCAAGGGCUGAAGGAAACGAUGAGGGUUGAAACCGUGUCCGUUUCUGGAUUCAGCAUUUUAUUCUCACUCGCCACACCGGACAGUGAGUCAGUGACAGUUGUAUUCUGGGACUUGGAAACUCAAGAAGUGAUGUAUCAUCACCUGGAUGGCCACUGUGUGCCCGUUGAGGAUGAUGGGAAGGAGCAGUUAUGUUUGUUUCUCACAGACUCUGGUCUCUCCAUGGUGCUGUUUGGCUUCUCUCAGGAGGAUCUGCUGAACCAUUUGAUGAUUUAUGGGAAAGCAGGCAUUGUGGAUUCACUGUGUCACCUCAACCAUUGGAGCCGUUGUUCUAUUCCCAUCCACGCAUUAGAGGCUGGGAUUGAGAACCGGCAACUAGACAUGGUUGAUUUCUUCCUGAAGAGCAAAGAGAGCCUGUUCUGUGUACCUACAGGAUUUCUGGUACAGGAUCAUUUGGGAACCACAAUGACUUCUCUGGCACAGUUAACAAAUGUAGAAGAAAUCACACCUGCUUUGGAUCUGUUGUGUUCUGCGAUCAGGGAAAACGAUUCUGAAACUCAGAGCAAACAGUUUUCUGAACAGCUCCUGAAUCUCACCUUGACGUUCCUCAACAAGCAAAUGCAAGAGCUUCUAAUGCAAUCAGCAGAGUUGGAUGAGUGCAAGCAGAAGUGUGUGGACUAUCUGACUGGCUAUAUUACCGAGCUUCGUAAAUUCAUGAAAAAAUAUCCCAGGACUCCUCCGAAUGAGAGUGUAACUGUUGAUGACCUGGAUGAAGAGGGAGCACUACCAGAUGGCUAUCGGGCUUUUGUGAAGUGGAAGAACCUGAGCACUGAUGAAGUCAUUCGCGAUGCCAUACUGAGCGAUUGUAUCCCGCAAGCUCAGGCCUACUUCAGAACACAGCAGAACCCUGCCAAGUCUCUCCAACAACUUGUGCAAGCAGGCUUGAAUCUGACUUACAAUUGCCUUUUAAGAAAAGACCUGAAAGAGGCUAGUGCACUUCUGAAGAACAUGGGUUUUGAUGUGACAAAACAACUGCGCCAUAUUUGCUGCUACACGGCUGACAGAGAUCUAAGAGACUUUCUGGUGGAAAGCCUUCAGAAUCAGAACUGUUUUUCUGAACAAGAGAAGGAGAUGGUGAAGUUUGUUCACUCUGCAGAAAAGCUCUACUCCUCUUCCGGAGACUCGAUGGAAUGUCCCUUGUGUAUCAGCUCACUGCAGCAGGUUGAAGAUAUCGAUCCCAAAUAUAGUGGUAUUCUGGAGCAAAUUCUGAACUGUGAAAUUGGGAUGGGCGAGCAGCGUCAGAGCAGCAACACUGACCCCUGCGUGAUACUGUUAGAUUGGGCCAAGUGGUGGGAUGAGGCCUCAAAGGAGAGAAUCCAGUUAUCCAGAGAGUCGAACACAGCGAUGCACUCCUGCAGUCCUGAGGUAUUGUGGAGCCACCUGACUUCUCGCCAUUGCUGGUCCAAACUCUGUGCUUGGAUCGAAACGCCCCAGAGCGCUGAGAGCCCUGAGAAUUGGCCGCUUCUCACACAAGAGACUGUGAAUCAGAACACACUCUGCAGUAGCUACAUGAGGAACGAGAUCCUGGACAAGUUGGCAAGGAAAGGUGUGUACAUCCCAUCAGAACUAGCAGACUUCAAACAGCUUCUGUUAAGGCUUGGCUGCACAGGGGGAAUAAUGCAGGAACCUCAUCCUGUGCCAACCUACCAGUCAUCCCAAGGACUCGACUUCCACAACUGUUUUGUCCUCUACUGCCUUGAGCAUGGACUUCGCUAUCUCUUGUACGCCUAUUUGGAUUAUUACAGGUUGAAUCCCUCGAAUUGCCAGAUCCUGGCUGAUGGAGCUCUCCACGUGGGUCAUCCCUGGUUUGAAUUCCUAGUAAGAAUACGAGAGGUUUCCAACAGUAGUGCAGCUACCCCUGUGACAUUCCAGGCAAGUCUGGCUAAUGCCCAAAUGCUGAUCCCCAGUAACCAGGCGAGUGUCAGCAGUAUGCUGCUGGAGGGACACACACUGCUGGCACUCGCCACCAUCAUGUUUGCUCCUGGGGGAAUCGAUCAGGUUAUACAGGAGAGAGAAGACGUUGGCAAUUCCCUUUGGAAAGUUGACCCUCAGCUGCUGAAAAUGGCAUUGGCUCCUUACCCAAAGCUGCGGGCUGCUCUCUUUCCCCAACACACCCCUCACGGUAUUCCACCACCUGACGUGUCCCUCUAUCAUCUUUUACAGUCACUCCACCCCUUUGAUCCACAGCAUCUCUUCGGCUGGCAGUCUUCCAACACGCUCUCUGCUUAUGACUCAAGCGACUUGCCUCAUUUCUCGUGCCCUGAUCUGGUGAACAAAUACGCCAUAACCGAAAGGCUGGAUUUUCCAUACUACCUGCACCACGGACGGCCGUCAUUUGCGUUUGCAACAUUUCUGGUUCAGCAGCUGGCAAAGAGCAGUUCACCAAAGCAGCUGAUUCAGCAGGUGAGCAGUGAGGUGUACACCCUAGGACUUGCCCACUUUGCUGUGGCUCCUGUAGCGGCAGCCUGCGUUGCCUUCCUCGAACUCCUGGGUGUGACCAGCCUUAAACUCAGGGUCGAUCUCAAAGUUGCAGCUACAAUAUUGAAGCACUGGUACAUAAAGACAGAAGAGUCUCAACACAGCUCAAUACAGGAGACCUUGGCUGAAAAGCUUCAGAGUUUGGUAGAAUGUGAUAAAUCAUCAGCACAGGAGCUGUUGAGUCAAUUAGAAAACGCUACUUGGGAAAACCUACAAACCAGAAACAUAAAGAGGGUCUCUUUCGAAGCUGGGCAGGAGUGGUCACUGAUAACCCAGUUCUGCAGACUUCACAGUAUUGCCCUGAGCAUUGCCUAUCUCCGGGAAUGUGCUCAGCAGGAUGCGUGGCUGGAGUUUGUGGUCUUCGCUCAGCUUCAUAAUUAUCAACCGGAUGAGGUGCUGGCCCUACUCAGAGACUUCAGCCCCACUCUACAGGAUCACCUGACACUGGCGUUCGAGACUCUGCAGUUUGUGCCAUUGGAGGGAUCCGUUAGCUCUGAGACACUGGGCACACCCAAGAGCGAACUCAACAAGAAGAAGAAGAGGGAGGAAUCUCCAGUGGAUCUUUACCAGGUGCUCUACUGGUGCCAGGAGAAGCCAAACCCUUGGCGGUAUCUUUUGACCGAGGCAGUGCGGCACCAUGCGCCUGUGUUGAGUAUCCUGGCCGCGUGUUUUAAGCACGCAGAGAUUCUUCAGUGCCUUUGUGUUUGGGUUAUUAUGUCCUCGGAUGAGACGACCUACUCUGAAGCUACAAAGCACAUUGAUGAUUCGGUGGAACAUCAUGAAUGGGGCCUCCACGACCUGGCAGUAAUGUGGAAAGUGUUGCUGGGAAGGCGGAAGAGCAAACAACUCAUCUGGGGCUUUCAGCUGUUUCAGAAGGACUGUCCUUGGGUCUAUAUGUUGGAGAUGUACAAAUUGUGCACUGAAGACAAAAACUAUCAAGAAGCAAAGUUGAAACUUCAAGAAUUCCAGAAAUGUCUUCAAUCACUGAAGGCUGCAGAUUCAGAGGCCGGUGCCAUCACAUUGCUCUGGUUGGAGCAACAAGCGUACCUGCUGCUGAAGCUGAUGCUGCAGCAGUGCCCGACACAGUAUGAGCUGGGGAAGCUGCUGAACUUGCUGGCUGACGUGGACGGAAUUCUCAAACUGAACGGACCUGAUUUCCAAAAGUUGAGCACGCUCAGUCAUCUUCUGCAAGAUACAGACAUUUCCAUUGAUCGCUCCCUCCUCACCAAGUACAGCACAGAGACACUGAAGAGUGCGUGUGGGCAAAUCCUGGGACAACUGCAAGAGAAGAGACUCUUCGCUCUGGCCAGACAGGUGGCUGAACUUGCCGAACUUCCAGUGGAUAACCUGGUGGUCCAAGAGGUAAUUCAAGAAAUAGUGAAUUUGAAGCGACUUGGACAGUGGCAGAGAAAGGAAACGAGAAUAAACUUUUGGAAGAAAUGCCACGAUUGUUUCAGGAGUAAUGUUAUUUCCAACCGAGCUGCCUCCAAUUUCUUUCUCACUCAAGCCAGCGACAUCCCAUCUGUCACAUCCCACCCAGCGGCCUCCGUCAAAGAACAGCUCUUGAAUAUCCAGGAAAAGUGCCUGCUGUUUACCAUGGCUGGGCACUGGCUAUCACACAAUGACUCAUCGUGCCUGUCAGAGUUGGAAGAGGUGGAGAAGAGUAUUUGGUUGUGUCGCGUUGGACAACAGAAGCUGCUGAGGGCCAGCGUGCCCACGGACCCGAGAGAUGGCUGGCAGGUUUCAGACUGUGGCGAGGACACGUUCGACAGCGUCACCAGAGAAUUUUCUUUCUCUAAGCUCGCUGCUCUCAACUCUCCAGACUAUCUCAAACUGGGACGCUUUCCUACCCGUGAGGCAGUUCCGGGCUGCAGGCUGGAAGCAGAGGAAAAGGAGGCCCUGACUGCUUUGAUUGGCGAGUUGUUGGACGGAGGCUACAUUCACGAAGCCAGUAGAGUCUGUGGGUAUUUUAGUUUUUACAAUCAAGAUACUUCUCUGGUUCUCCACUGCAGAGCCUUAGCCUCGGGAGAGGCACACACAGCAGAUUCUGACCCAUCCAUACGGGUCAUCUUAACGACAGGAGCCUGUUUCAACGGUGACAUGGGACUGUAUCGGAAAAGGGUACCCAGUGUCACCGGUGUAGCCUCGUCCUUCGUGGUUGUUCAGAAUUCAGAGGAGGAGGACGGUAAAGAUCAAGUGGCCAAGGAACUGCAGAUACUGACAAAUGAGUGUCACCAUGGCAAGAGUUACUGCCGUCAAGUCCUCAGUCUGUACGAUCUCUCAAAGGAGCUGGGCUGUUCCUACAACGACAUCUCGUCGCAAGAUUCCGAGACCGUCCUUCAGGAGGUGCUGUCAUCCCAGCAGCCAGACCGCUACAAAAAGGCCCAGGCGUUCAUCACCACCCAGGGGCUGAAAGCCGAGGCAGUGGCAGCUCUCGUAGCUGAGGAGGUGCUUCAGGCCUUACUGUGUUCCAGAGAAGCCAAAGGGCCGGCAGCGAAACAGAUCUACAACCCUCUGGAUGGAAAAGAAGCAUUCCUGCAGCUGGCGAAACUGUGCCAGGACCCAAUCCUUGUUGGCACCAAGUUGUUGGAUAAAAUUUCUUCCAUUCCAAAUGGGGCAUUGGAGUGCAUGGUGGAGUUGCUGAUUCUAGCCCACGAUUGCUUCAGCUUGACAUGUCACAUGGAGGGUAUCAGCAGAGUCCUGCAGGCUGCCCGGCACCUCAGCCACAAGCACCUGGCACCCAAUGAAGAGUACAGCCUGAUGGUGCGACUGAUCACUGGCAUCGGCAGGUACAAUGACAUGACCUACAUAUUUGACCUGCUGCACGAGAACCAUAGGUUUGAGAUGCUGCUGAGGAAGAAUGUUGAUUCGAACGGGAACCUGAAGACUGCUUUGCUCGAUUACAUCAAGCGCUGUCUCCCCGGGGACAGCGAGAAGCACAACAUGGUGGCGUUUUGCUUCAGUAUGUGUCGGGAGAUUGGGGAGAACCACGAGGGUGCGGCCCGCGUCCAGCUCAAAAUCGUAGAGUCACAGCCUUGGGAGGUGACUCCUGAGUUGAAGAAGUCUCUGGUGAAAGUCCUCACUUUUCUGAAGGACGCCGCUGAGAGUUACUCUAAGGAUUGUUGCAUACGCCGUGCAACCCAGUGUGUGAAGCUCGCGAAGCUGGUGACACUGCAGCUCCACUUCCUGAAUAACAACCACAACACGCAGUUAAUCAACCUGCAGAGAAGUGGCUUGAUGCCGUGUAUCUUGUCCCUGCCUCGGUUCUAUCAGGCUGCCAUAGUCGCUGAAGCGUAUGACUUUGUUCCUGACUGGGCGGAGGUGCUGUACCAGCAUGUGAUUGUGAGGGGGGAGUUUACCUACCUGGAGGAGUUUAAGCAGCAGCACAGUCUGCAGCAGAGUCUAUUCGAAGAAAUUUCUAACAAAUUUAAACAACACAAAGGAGACACUGCUGCGAGUCAGAACCUGAAGCGGUUACUGCAGUGCUGUGAGGACGUCUACCUGUUUUACAAACUGGCGUUCGAGCAUAACUUCAACGACAUCGCCAACAAGCUCCUUAAAGAACCCCAAACUAGCUGUUACCUCAAAGAUAUGAUCGCCAGCUAAGUCACCACUGCCGAUGUGUCGGUCGGUAUCUAACCCAUGUUAAACAGGUUUGGUUUUAUACAAUGAUCUUGUAAAUACUUUACUGGGCAAUUUGUUUUAGCCUUUAAUUAUAUGUACAGCACAUAAAGCCGAGCGCUCUCAACUCGGGACCCAUCAGACCCUGAUCACAAGAAAUACCAGACACCUAAAUCAGUCCUGUAAGUAAAUGGAGUUCAUUACUGCAGACUGAAUAUUGCACUAAAUAUGGAUAUGUAAAAGAUUCCCAUUUGAUAGCAAAGGCGACGUUUCCACAAGAAUUUAUAUACAUUAUUUUUCUGCUCUUCAGGGACCCCUGUGGCUGUAGAUGUUUGUGUAUGUCCAGUGUUUGCUGCUAAUUUCUUAAGCUUUCAAAUCAAAUCCUGUAAAUCAGAUCUAAUUGGUUUGGAGUUCAACCCCAUUCUGUGAAGUUUGCACCAAAUGUGAAAUAAGAAUCAAUUUCCCAUUUGUUGAAAAUCAUCCCUGGCUUCCAAUUAAAAAUAAUUACAAGUGUAUUAAUUCAUUGCAUACACUAACCAGUUUUGUCGAUGAAAGGGGCUCCCAGUGUGGGUUACAAUUUAUCCCUAACUAUGUUAGAUACUAGCUGUCACUCUGUUCCAAAUAUUAGUUAAAGAAAUGCUUUGUGCUUAUGUUCACUCACAAGUAUGGUUUUGUCUUUAAGUGAGAAACUUCUUAAAAUAUCACAACCCAAUCUUUCUCUUCCUAAACUGUAGAAAGUGUCAUGUGAGCAACAUGUCCACUACACGAUUGUGGGUGAAUAAAUUGGCCUGCAAGGCACAGCCAAAAAA
Molecule: messenger RNA, 8231 nt
Organism: Callorhinchus milii (elephant shark)
Lineage: Eukaryota; Metazoa; Chordata; Chondrichthyes; Chimaeriformes; Callorhinchidae
Gene: spg11
Product: SPG11 vesicle trafficking associated, spatacsin
Exons: 40
Coding region: 55-7407 (2450 amino acids)
Biological process (GO): chemical synaptic transmission; synaptic vesicle transport; axon extension
Cellular component (GO): axon; cytoplasm; dendrite
Source: RefSeq, a predicted model, not a curated record